Messenger RNA from Penicillium subrubescens, 315 nucleotides. RefSeq lists its product as uncharacterized. Bases 1 to 315 code for a protein of 104 amino acids. The record is from RefSeq and is a predicted model, not a curated record. NCBI's taxonomy places the organism in Eukaryota, Fungi, Ascomycota, Eurotiomycetes, Eurotiales, Aspergillaceae. The transcript has a single exon.
AUGCUUUCCUACUACGUGAUCAUUCAUCUCAGUUGGGAGGACAAGUUUCGGGAUACUACUUCCUUGCGCGAGACGAUCCUCUGCGCAUUUGGACAAGACAUUCGACCGAUUGAGGUCGUGAACUUUGCCGAGCCCCUGAGCCCGGACAGUAUGCCAAUCAAAGUUGAGGUUUCCCAGCCUCUUAAAUUGACGGAACAAAAUAAAGUCAUCCUCAGGAACCAGGCACAUGAUAUUGCCCGAGACUGGCUAUUCCGUUACACCUCACAUGGUGAGAUUUCUCCUGCUCUUAGCAUGGUUCACUGGUCUCGUCGUUAA